AUGGCCACCUCAAAGAUACGUUUAGCAAUACUGGAUGACUACCAGGGCAUUGCUGCAGCCAAAUUCGCUCAUCUACAGCACAGAGUCGAAGUCACCACUUUCUCUGACACUAUCAAUCCGAGCGGAAAGGCGGAGAAGGAUGUUCUCAUCGGGCGUCUUCGACCGUUCACCGUUAUUUCGACGAUGCGGGAGCGAACAGCCUUGCCGGGAGACGUGAUUCGGGCUCUUCCGAACCUCAGAUUGCUUCUGACGACCGGAAUGAAGAACUCGGCAAUCGACAUGGCUGCCUGUGCGGAACAAAACAUCAUCGUCGCUGGAGCAAAGGGAAUUGGAAAGUCUGGGGACGUGAGCUUCCCUACCUCGAUUGAUUCUACUUUGCAACACUGCUGGGCACUCAUCCUGGGUAUCGCUCGGAACAUUGCCCGUGACGACGCCGCCGUCAAGUCUGGUCUCUGGGAGAUUUCUCCAGCUACAGGGCUGAAGGGCAAAACGCUAGGUCUGUUAGGAUUUGGCAACCUGGGUGCGAGGGUUGCCUCGGGUGGUGCGUGGGCGUUUGGAAUGAAGAUUCUAGCAUGGUCCAGUAGUCUCACGCAGGAGGUUGCUGAGCAAAAGGCCAAGUCAUUUGGUCUUGCACCAGGGACGUUCCAGGUGGCGAGUAGCAAGGAAGAGCUCCUCAGGGAAGCGGACGUGUUGAGCAUUCACUACGUUCUGUCUGACCGAAGCCGAGAUCUUCUAGGGGAGAGAGAGCUCGCGUUAUUGAAACCCUCUGCUCUCCUCGUCAACACCUCGAGAGGCGCCCUCAUCAACGAGAAGGCUUUAUUCGAUGCUUUGAACCACGGCAGGAUCAAGGGUGCAGCUUUGGACGUCUAUCAUGUGGAACCGUUGCCGCUCGACAGCCCGUGGCGUACGACUGCUUGGGGCAAGGACGGCAGAAGCCAAGUCCUACUCAGCCCACACAUGGGCUACGUCGAGGAGGGAGUCAUGAACCGAUGGUACGAGGAUACAGCAUCAAAUCUGGAGUUGUGGCUCGAGGGAAAGGACAUCCCGACAAAGCUCAACUGA
This is a messenger RNA of Fonsecaea nubica, 1062 nucleotides long. RefSeq lists its product as hypothetical. The record is from RefSeq and is a predicted model, not a curated record. The coding region runs from base 1 to 1062 and encodes 353 amino acids. Gene Ontology annotation, molecular function: NAD binding. The transcript has a single exon. Lineage: Eukaryota; Fungi; Ascomycota; Eurotiomycetes; Chaetothyriales; Herpotrichiellaceae.